AAACUGGGAUAAAAGUAAAAGGACUGCCUUUGCUCCGAUCUCAGUCGUGCGCCACGGCGUAUCUUGCAGACUCCCCUCAGGUGUCGGUGGUUGGUGACUGACUGAGCGAGUGUGAGCUCCAUUCCUGAGCUCGAAGGAGGCCUCAAAAGAACACAUGGGGAAUUCUCCUCCUCCUUCUUCUUCCCUGUUCCCUGUCCUCCUGUUUGCAAGAAUCUGCGGCGUGGCAGUGGCAAUGCUCGUGCUCUCUUGGGCCCUUGCCUUCAAAUCUAGCUUCCUCCCUCGCUCCUCCUCUCAAGAAGACCUCAUUUACUCUGUUCUUCACCCACUGUUGAUGGUCAUCGGCUUCAUUCUCGUUAGUGGAGAAGCGAUCCUUGUCCACAGAUGGUUGCCUGGUUCGAGGAACAUGAAGAAAUCGGUGCAUCUGUGGCUUCAAGGGGUGGCUCUGGGAAGUGGGGUUUUCGGCAUUUGGACAAAGUUCCACGGGCAAGACGGCGUCCUGGGUAAUUUCUACAGCUUGCAUUCUUGGAUGGGCUUGAUCUGCGUCUCCUUGUUUGGAGUUCAGUGGUUGAUGGGUUUCCUGAGCUUCUGGCACAGAGGAGAGGCGCGGUUGAUAAGAAUGAAGGUGUUGCCAUGGCACGUCUUCCUCGGACUCUACACCUACGGCUUGGCUGUGGCCACAGCAGAGACCGGGCUUCUAGAGAAGUUGACUUUCCUACAGACGAGGAGAAACGUAGACAAGCACGGCUCGGAGUCCAUGGUCGUGAACAGCCUCGGUCUGGGAUUGGCCCUGCUCAGCGGGAUGGUUAUAUUGGCCGCAGUCUCUCCAAAGUACCAAUCUCUUCAAACUAAGCUCAUGUACUCACGCUCCGAACCCAAGAACUUGACUUCCUAAGUUUGGUGGCGAUGUGGGUGGGAGGUCAAUGUAAAUAGUUUGACUGUUCCAUUGCAAUCUGGUUUCUUCAUACCAGUUACCACAGCUCUGGUUCUGCUUAUCGUUGACAUGGAUUGCUUCUGCCAAUGUUGACAUCUGUGGAGUGCAUUUCUCACACUUCAAAUUCCACCAUUGAUUCAAACCCACAAAGCAAGAUGAUGAUUUAGGAAACAUCAUUCGAAAAAUCCUUAAAUUGCCUUGUCCAAACUUCUAGGACUCUUUGUUCACCUGGAUCUCGUGUUGAGUCUCUUGGAUGAAGCUUCUAAUGAACACUAGUGCUUUCAUGUC
Messenger RNA from Eucalyptus grandis, 1219 nucleotides. RefSeq names its product probable transmembrane ascorbate ferrireductase 4. Bases 155 to 892 code for a protein of 245 amino acids. Gene Ontology annotation, molecular function: oxidoreductase activity. The transcript is spliced from 4 exons. NCBI's taxonomy places the organism in Eukaryota, Viridiplantae, Streptophyta, Magnoliopsida, Myrtales, Myrtaceae. The record is from RefSeq and is a predicted model, not a curated record.